This is a messenger RNA of Cicer arietinum (chickpea), 1452 nucleotides long. RefSeq names its product CRIB domain-containing protein RIC1. The record is from RefSeq and is a predicted model, not a curated record. NCBI's taxonomy places the organism in Eukaryota, Viridiplantae, Streptophyta, Magnoliopsida, Fabales, Fabaceae.
AUUCACAAGUUUGCAAACUUUUAUUCAUGGAUACCCACCUUCUUCUAUUCUCCAUCUCCUAGAGUCAAACCCUUCUCAAUCCUCUCUUUUCCAUCAUUCUUCCACCUCUUAGUUCCAAUUCACUAGAAUAUCAUAACCCACCAAUCAAAAUCUCAACUUUCAGAAACCCAUUUCAUUUUUUCUUCAUUCUCUUUUAUAUGCAGAGAUUUUCUGCCUUCACAUGUGUCAGCAAAGUUUCAGAAUAUUGAUGAAUGGAACCCAGAAACAAUGGCUGAACUUCUAUUAGCAUUUUCAUCAUAAUUCUCUUCAGGAAAACAAAAAGAGGUUCCUGAAUCACAUCACAUGCAAUGAAACCUUAGCUGAUACUCUCUACACACAGUUUUUGGAAUUGAGCAUUAUAUACAACAAAGCUCAAUUUUGUGUCUUUACUUCCCCUCAUACUGCAUUAUUGGGCUUGUGAUCUUCACCAUGGCAACCACUUUUAAAGGAUUUUACAAGAGUUUGAAAUACAUUACUCAGAUAUUUGUUGUGAAGGAGCGGGAAUUGGAAAUUGGGUACCCGACCGAUGUUAAGCAUGUGGCUCAUGUUGGAUGGGAUGGUCCCUCAGGGAAUGGACCUAGUUGGAUGGAUGAUUUCAAAACAGCUCCUGAUUUUUCAACAUCUAUUGGUAACCUGGGUGAACUUAGGAACCCAAAUCCUGUGGCUGCCACUAAAUUAUGGUCCUCCUUAGAUAAUCAACAAUCAUCAGACAUUUACAAAGGCAUCUCAACUGCAGAGGGUACUCAUAUUCCAGAGAAGCCCAAACAUAAAAAGGUUAAGUCGACUUCCUCUUCCCGUUCACCAUCUUCUUCAUCAAGACGAUCAAGAGCAGCAAAGUCAAAGGCUUCGUUCGGUGAGAGAGAAGCAACACCAAUUUGUCUGAUGUAGCAGAUUCGAGACUAGGAAGUUAGCGACAGAAACAAAUUUGGCAUCACCAUAGCAAACUAAAUACUCCUUUCCGGAAACACACGGAAGAAAAUAAAUAAAGAUGACAGUGAAAGUUUUCCUGGCUUCUAGUUGGUUAAGUUUUCGUGCGAAAAUGGGAUUUUUAACGAGUGUUCGGCUUUCUCUGAAUUAUAUGCUGACCUCGAAUUCAUAAGCUGUAUUGUCAAAUUUGAAGAUUUAAAGAAAUGACAUGGUGGUGUGUAGUAGUUGAAUGUGCAUUCUGUAACGUGUUUUUUAGACCUGAAUCUUCUACCAUUGUUAUAUGGUGCAACAACUAUAGGACUAUUAGAUUUAGAUAGAUAAACUUUAUUUUUUUAAAAUUUAAUGGUCCGAUGCGCCUUAAAGCAAUUGUAGGGGAUUCAAUUUGAUGUUUUUUGUUGUUUAUUAAUAGUUCAUUCAUACAAAAUCUUAUGAAUCUUUGAGCAUGCACAGAGGUGCCAAAAAAAGAAAAAGAAUUGCUGUGUUAAA